UUUGGUAUUCCAUUUGUAACUGGUACGCCAGCCUUUCCAAAGCACACCUUCUGCUCAUAUGAUCUCGUCCAGUGGCUAAAACGGCGUCUGGAGGACAUCACCUCUGUCAGUACAGCUGUGGCUUUUGCUCAGAGCCUGUUGGAUGCCAAGCUCAUAUGUCACGCCUCUGGCAACCCGCAGCAUCGCUUUCUCUUCGGUUUCUUCUUCUACACCCUCCUGGUGGAAUUCGUUCCUGUUGGCAGCCUUUCUGAUGUACAUGAGCCACCACAUGCAACCACAAAAGCUCACCAUUCUACUUCGGGCAAGUCGUCAACUUUACAGGCCUUGAGUGCGUUCUCCGUGGACUUUCAGAAGGAGUGGAUCGAAGUCUUGUUUAUCAGACCGGAGUCCACCUUAUAUGCGUCAAGUAGAUCAGCAUUCCUGCCUACGCCUGGACUUGGUGACAAUUCAAAAGCCAGUGCUCAGCGGGAAUUCUGUCCUCCUCCUCCUCCUCCUCCUCUUCCACUACCGCCUCCCUGUCCCUUGUCUUUGACGGAUGUGGUUUCGAAGGCUGUGCUCGACGGUAUAUUUUCGACGGAUUCGCUGAAGCAGGUGUUCGGACCAGACACUAACGCCAAUGUGCAUGUUGGAACAGAGGGCAUUUUGAGGAAACGCCAUACUUCGAUCGCACAGGAAUCUUCCCCGCAGGACCACUGUUCGGAGUGGUACUGUCUCCUCUACGACAUGAACUACAAUCCCACCUGCGGAUUUUCUCUGGAAAUUCAGUGGCUACUGCUUCACAUCUAUCGUCGAGCUUCAAACAUGGGCUUUCACUUUUUCCCGGUACCGUGCUAUCCAUUCGGCUAUCGCGGCACCCGCAUUGUUCUCGACCCUCUUAGGAUCCCGAUAUUCGUACCUUGCACCCUCGCCAACUUCGUAGAUGAUGCGGAACUCAGGAACCAGGAGGACGCCGCGUCCUCAGGAGCGGUUUGUUCACCCUUUGCGGUUGCCGCUCACCUGUUUCCCAAAACUCGGAGUCCUUCAGCAAUGUCAGCUCUGUAUGAAUUUCAGUCUCUCAUCCUCAGCAGAUUCGGAUUCAUUCCGCUGGCACACUUCCCACCAGUGGAACACACAACCGCUACGAGUCCCAAACAGGGCCACCGCGAGAUGGAAGAAGAGGCGAUCGAGGACGAUAACGAGACUCCUCGCCCAGCUGGGGUGCUCGCAUCGCAACCGAGUUACGGUAACAGCCUCAACUUGCCAAAGGGCAUCUCCUUCACCCAGCGCACCUAUGUGCACGUGAGCGGUGGCAUGUUUGUCAUGAUCCCAAUCUACUCCCAUGUGCGUCCAUCGGUGCCGCGCAGAGUGAGUGACUGCUGUGGCUCCAUCGACGUUCCCCACCUCCACACUGGCAACUCGGUGUCCACCUACUUGUCCUCUGCGCGCUCUUACGAGGCGCAAAGCGAGGUAGGCUUCUUCUGGACCUGGAAUCAUAUGCUGCCGAGGAAGUGGCGUGGCCAAUUAACCGGUGACGAAGCCUUCCAGGACGGUAUGUUGGAGGACUUCAGACGCUUCUGUUCGGGAGCGGACGACCGUCUGGCCUCAUUACUCAGCGACUAUCGGGCCAAGCAGCAGCAGCAGCGUUACAGUUCUUGA
Messenger RNA from Dibothriocephalus latus, 1635 nucleotides. Lineage: Eukaryota; Metazoa; Platyhelminthes; Cestoda; Diphyllobothriidea; Diphyllobothriidae. The record is from the annotation of a GenBank genome assembly.